Messenger RNA from Sphaeramia orbicularis (orbiculate cardinalfish), 921 nucleotides. RefSeq names its product olfactory receptor 4P4-like. Gene Ontology annotation, molecular function: odorant binding; G protein-coupled receptor activity; olfactory receptor activity. The record is from RefSeq and is a predicted model, not a curated record. Gene Ontology annotation, cellular component: membrane. Gene Ontology annotation, biological process: G protein-coupled receptor signaling pathway; detection of chemical stimulus involved in sensory perception of smell. The coding region runs from base 1 to 921 and encodes 306 amino acids. The transcript has a single exon. Lineage: Eukaryota; Metazoa; Chordata; Actinopteri; Kurtiformes; Apogonidae.
AUGAAUAAUGAUUCGGUUAUAACUGUGUUUACUCUGUCAGGGCUGAGUGGGAUUGAAAAGUACAGAAUCAUUCUGUUUGUUCUAACAUUAUUGUGUUACUGUGUGAUCUGGCUGGUAAAUAUGACCAUUAUUGUGACAAUUAUUGUGGAUAAGAGUCUUCAUGAACCCAUGUAUAUUUUCCUGUGUAAUCUGUGCAUUAAUGGACUUUAUGGCACAGCAGGAUUUUACCCCAAAUUCCUCAUGGACCUCCUGUCUACUACUCAUGUUAUUUCUUAUGCUGGAUGUCUACUGCAGGGGUUUGUCAUUCAUUCUUCUGCUGGGGCUGAUUUUUCUAUACUUGUCCUCAUGGCCUUUGACAGAUAUGUGGCAAUAUGUCGACCUCUAGUGUACCAUUCUGUAAUGACUAAGCACAGAAUUUGUGUAUUUUUGUUUUUUGCUUGGUUCAUACCCAUAUAUUUAAUAUUUAUAGGCUCAGCAACUACAAUGACAUUGAGGUUAUGUGGUUCACACAUACCAAAGAUCUACUGUAUUAAUUAUUUGAUUGGUCAGCUUGCCUGCUCUUUCUCUGUAGCGCAUGUUGUUGUUCCAGCGUUUAACUACACCUUUUACGCAGGUCAUCUGAUUUUUGUUGUGUGGUCUUAUAUCUAUCUGCUUAAAACCUGUCGAACAUCUAAAGAGAACAGGAGUAAAUUCAUGCAAACAUGUCUGCCACAUUUGUUCUGCUUAAUUACCUUUGGUGGAUCUUUACUUUUUGAUUCAUUGUACAUCAGAUUUGGCUCAAAAAUAUCACAAAGUGCUCAAAACUUUAUGGCAAUGGAAUUUCUCUUUGUUCCCCCGAUUGUCAAUCCGCUCAUAUACGGCUUUAAAAUGACACAAAUAAGAAACAAAAUUGUGCAGCUUCUUAGCGGUAAACAUUUCUAG